Vigna umbellata (rice bean) is the source of this 1713-nucleotide messenger RNA. RefSeq names its product COBRA-like protein 4. Gene Ontology annotation, biological process: cellulose microfibril organization; plant-type cell wall cellulose biosynthetic process. NCBI's taxonomy places the organism in Eukaryota, Viridiplantae, Streptophyta, Magnoliopsida, Fabales, Fabaceae. The record is from RefSeq and is a predicted model, not a curated record. Gene Ontology annotation, cellular component: plasma membrane.
ACUGGAACCACAAGAGAAUUCCCUCGAAGGUUCUUCUACAAUAUUAUACAUGCAAUGCCUUAGCAUUGUUCCUCUCAACAACUCUUGAUCUAUAAAACUUUUCUCACUCAUAGUUUCUUGGAGCCAAUUGUAGCAGUUCAUAACAUCAAACACAUAUUCAGACAAUGAGGCUUGUCAUUUCAACUUUCUGUGUUCUUGUGUUAUUCUCUUGUGCUGUUGCUUAUGAUCCUUUGGAUCCAAACGGAAACAUAACAAUCAAAUGGGAUAUCAUGUCUUGGACACCAGAUGGCUAUGUGGCAACUGUAACAGUCCACAAUUUCCAAAUGUUUCGGCACAUCAUGAAUCCUGGAUGGACCUUGGGAUGGACAUGGGCCAAGAGAGAAGUGAUUUGGUCCAUGAUAGGAGCUCAAGCCACAGAGCAAGGAGAUUGUUCUAAGUUCAAAGGCAACAUACCUCAUUGCUGCAAGAAAACUCCCACAGUUGUAGAUCUACUCCCUGGUGUUCCUUACAACCAGCAAUUCACAAACUGCUGCAAGGGUGGAGUGGUGGCUGCAUGGGGCCAAGAUCCUUCACAAGCUAUCUCAUCCUUCCAAAUUAGUGUAGGCCAAGCUGGUACCACAAACAAGACAGUGAAACUUCCCAAGAAUUUCACUCUCUUGGCUCCUGGACCAGGCUAUUCCUGUGGCCCUGCCAAGAUUGUUCCUUCCACCACUUUCCUUACCUCUGACAAGCGCCGCAAGACUCAAGCACUAAUGACAUGGAAUGUUACCUGCACAUACUCACAGUUCCUGGCAAGAAAGAAUCCAAGUUGUUGUGUAUCUUUGUCUUCCUUCUAUAAUGAAACUAUCACCCCUUGUCCCUCUUGUGCCUGUGGCUGCCACAACAAGAAGAAUUGUGUCAAGCGUGACUCCAAAAUUCUCAGCAUGGUGGGUCUCCACACUCCCAAGAAAGACAAUGAACCAUUGUUGCGGUGCACUCAUCACAUGUGUCCAAUCAGGGUUCACUGGCAUGUCAAGGUUAACUAUAAGGACUAUUGGAGAGUCAAGAUUGCCAUUACAAACUUCAAUUACAGGAUGAAUCACUCUCUCUGGUCUCUUGCUGUUCAGCAUCCAAAUCUUAAUAAUCUCACCCAAGUUUUCAGUUUUAAUUACAAGCCUCUUCUUCCCUAUGGUUCAAUAAAUGACACUGGCAUGUUCUAUGGCAUGAAAUACUUCAAUGAUCUUCUAAUGGAAGCUGGACCAACUGGGAAUGUUCAAUCAGAGUUGCUUCUUCAGAAGGACAAGGAUACAUUCACAUUCAAGCAGGGGUGGGCUUUUCCUCGCAAGAUCUACUUUAAUGGCGAUGAGUGCAUGAUGCCUCCACCUGACACCUACCCAUUUCUACCUAACUCAGCACCUCCAAGCCUAAUUACCUUCCCACCAUCUAUUUUCUUGCUGCUUUUCUUUUUAGCAGCGUGGUGAACAACUGCAUAGUGUGUCAGAAUUUUUGUGAAAAUUUUGAAAAUACCUUCUCCAUGAUAACGUGACAAUAGGCAUGAAUACUCAAAUUCUUUGGAAACACCUAGCCAAUCUCAUGGCUGUGUUUUUCUGACAUGAGCAACAGGGAUGCUGAAUGUAAAUCUCAACAGUGAUUUUGUCCUAAUCAUAGAUUCCUGAUGCUGUCACAGCAAUGCCAUAAUGAAUAAUACAUACGUCUUCUAGUCUUUCUUUGGAC